Symphalangus syndactylus (siamang) is the source of this 1763-nucleotide messenger RNA. RefSeq names its product ubiquitin B (gene UBB). Gene Ontology annotation, molecular function: protein binding. The record is from RefSeq and is a predicted model, not a curated record. NCBI's taxonomy places the organism in Eukaryota, Metazoa, Chordata, Mammalia, Primates, Hylobatidae.
GUCGCGACAUCGGAGGCCACGCCGUCCCGCUUCUGAGGCGCGGCACUCCACUUUGGGAGGCCGAGGCGGGUGGAUUACCUGAGGUCAGGAGUUCGAGACCAGCCUGACCAACAUGGUGAAACCCCCGUCUCUACUAAAAAUACAAAAAAUUAGCCGGACGUGGUGGCGCAUGCCUGUAAUCCCAGCUACUUGGGAAACUGAGGCAGGAGACUCGCUUGACCCCGGGAGGCGGAGGUUGCGAUGAGCGGAGAUCGCGCUAUUGCACCACAGCCUGGGAAACAAGAGCGAAACUCCGUCUCAGGAAAAAAAAAAAAAAAGAAAAAAAAAAGGAAAAAAAAUAAAGACCCCUCCUUCUCCCGCCGGAAAUACCCUCUUUCAGGACGGCGCGCCUCUGCGGCGCACGCGCACUCAGUUACUUAGCAACGUCGGCGCUAAACCACCGCAGGUGGAGCCCAGCAACAACAGAGCCACCGCGUCCCCUACCAAUCAACGCCGACCUCGCCUUCGCAGGCCUAACCAAUCAGUGCCGGCGCUGCAAGGAAGUUUCCAGAGCUUUCGAGGAAGGUUUCUUUAACUCGAAUUCAUCCGCCCGAUAAUUUUCUUUUAUUUUCCUAAUGAAGGAAGAGAAGCGCAUAGAGGAGAAGGGAAAUAAUUUUUUAGGAUCCUUUCUUAUGGCUAGGAGGAAUUUGGGGCUCAGUUGAAAAGCCUAAACUGCGUCUCGGGAGGUUGGGCUCGGUGAACUACUUUCAGCGGCGCAUGGAGACGGCGCCUACGUAAGGAGUGAUAAGUGACGCAACGCUCGUUGCAUAAAUUUGCGCUCCGCCAGAUCACAGCAGUCAGUGGCGGCUGGGCUUUGUUGGGUGUGUGUCGCUGGACGUGGUUGUUGAUUCGCAGGCACUUCAGGCACUUCGUAUCCGCUAACAGGUGAAAAUGCAGAUUUUCGUGAAAACCCUUACUGGCAAGACCAUCACCCUUGAGGUGGAGCCCAGUGACACCAUCGAAAAUGUGAAGGCCAAGAUCCAGGAUAAGGAAGGCAUUCCUCCCGACCAGCAGAGGCUCAUCUUUGCAGGCAAGCAGCUGGAAGAUGGCCGCACUCUUUCUGACUACAACAUCCAGAAAGAGUCGACCCUGCAUCUGGUCCUGCGUCUGAGAGGUGGUAUGCAGAUCUUCGUGAAGACCCUGACCGGCAAGACCAUCACCCUGGAAGUGGAGCCCAGUGACACCAUCGAAAAUGUGAAGGCCAAGAUCCAGGAUAAAGAAGGCAUCCCUCCCGACCAGCAGAGGCUCAUCUUUGCAGGCAAGCAGCUGGAAGAUGGCCGCACUCUUUCUGACUACAACAUCCAGAAGGAGUCGACCCUACACCUGGUCCUGCGUCUGAGAGGUGGUAUGCAGAUCUUCGUGAAGACCCUGACCGGCAAGACCAUCACCCUGGAAGUGGAGCCCAGUGACACCAUCGAAAAUGUGAAGGCCAAGAUCCAAGAUAAAGAAGGCAUCCCUCCCGACCAGCAGAGGCUCAUCUUUGCAGGCAAGCAGCUGGAAGAUGGCCGCACUCUUUCUGACUACAACAUCCAGAAAGAGUCGACCCUGCACCUGGUCCUGCGCCUGAGGGGUGGCUGUUAAUUCUUCAGUCUUGGCAUUCGCAGUACCCAGUGAUGGCAUUACUCUGCACUAUAGCCAUUUGCCCCAACUUAAGUUUAGAAAUUACAAGUUUCAGUAAUAGCUGAACCUGUUCAAAAUGUUAAUAAAGGUUUCGUUGCAUGGUA